Messenger RNA from Gaeumannomyces tritici R3-111a-1, 5088 nucleotides. Its product is annotated as NADPH-ferrihemoprotein reductase. The record is from RefSeq and is a predicted model, not a curated record. Gene Ontology annotation, molecular function: heme binding; NADPH-hemoprotein reductase activity; metal ion binding. Bases 1 to 4968 code for a protein of 1655 amino acids. Lineage: Eukaryota; Fungi; Ascomycota; Sordariomycetes; Magnaporthales; Magnaporthaceae. The transcript is spliced from 4 exons. Gene Ontology annotation, cellular component: cytosol.
AUGUCGGAAAGAUCAUGCCCGGUCUCUGGUUCCAAGGGCGGCAAAUGCCCUGGGGUCAGGAUGGGCCAGAGCGGCAGUCAGUCCCUUCGCGGGCCACGUGGAUGCUCUUUUUCUGGGUAUUGCCAGCCAGGGGAUAUCCACGCCGCCUUUGAUAUCCCGAGGGGCGUUGAUGUCGAGGAGUGGCUCCGGCUACGUGAGCGCAAAACGAUCAAUGAGGUCCUAUACUCCAACAUCCCAGCGCCCGAGGUCCUCAACAAGACCAAGAACAUCGACACGCUCACCGUUAGCGACCACAACCUGCUCGCCGUCGCGCUCGGCGCUCCCGCCCGGCAGGUCAUCAUCAGGGCCGAGGAGGUCGGCCCCAGGAGCGGCUGGCGGGAUGGGUACCUGACGGCCGAGUACGGCUUUGUCCCCGCCGACGCCGACGAGUCCCCCGCCGCCCUGGCGGCAUCGCCCGGCCGCAUCUGGUCGGAUCUCUGCGAGCGCAUGCCGGGCUGCGUGGCCCGGGGCCGCGUCAGGGACUCGGUGGCCGCCCUCCCCGUCGUCGAGGGCACCGAGGAGUUCAUCCCGGACGCCGCCCUGUGGGCCGCGUGCGUCGCCCUGGGCAUGCUCUGCUCCAUCUACCGGUACGAGGAUAACAAUGAUGGGAGCGAGGGCGUCAGCGUCGUCUCCCCUUCGGCCAAACGCACGGUUGAGAUGAGCGACGACGUCGUGGAGGAGCUCAAGGGGAUCCCGAGAAGCAUUGGCCUCCCCUACUUUCAGGUCUCCAAGCGCCUUGGGAGGGCGAUCCCACAUCUCAGCUUUGUUGACCAGUCAUCCUACAACACCAAAGUCAGAAACCCAAAGUCGACAUAUCCCUAUGUUGCUCGCUUCGACAACAUUGAUCUGAGGUGGCCAAUGUUUGGUGAGAGGACAGAGAUUGCCUUUCUCAAGGGCUGUGCAGACACAUCUGCCUCCUUCCAGCACGGCCCGGACGCCAUCGCUAGCUGUCAAGAGCAUGUGAUGAACAGGAAUGUGGAAGGCCUCCUGCGCGAGCUGAUCCGACUGAAGGAGAUUCUGGAAAGGAUGCCGAAUGCCUUUCACUCCAUAUCGCCAAACCCGAGCUCUGGUGACAAUUUCGUCUCAGCCGAAGAAUGGGUGAGAUGGGGACAGUUUUCCAAGCCCCUGUCCAAGCGCUGCGCAGCGGCUUCUGGCCUGCAGUUCCCGCCCUACCUCCUCAUGGAUGCGUUCCUUGGGAGGAAAAAGUACGACUCGUUCCUGGGGGCCGAAGGCGUCCACCUCAGGGCCUGGCAGCCGGCGAACCUGCGCGCCUUCAUCGCCGCUGUCGAGUACCACUACAGCAUUCCAGAGUUUGUCGAGCGGUCGGGUGACGCCCGGCUCAUGGGAGUUCUAGACGGCAUCGUGGAGGCCUACUCCGGAGAACGUGGGUUCAUGGGAGUCCAUCGCUACAAGGUGUUUGGUAUCCUUGAAGUCGCCGCGAAGACAGGACGUACCGAGACAAACGGCGCCUCCGGUGCGGCCGACGACACCAAGCCAUGGGAAGAGACGCACAAGCAGUUCUCCGAGGCGAUGCGCGAGCGACUGGAGCCCUACAGGGGGGACAUCCCGGAGCCUCACCUGAUGCGUGGCACCUUUGAGGAGUGCAGGUACCGCGCAAAGAUACUCAGCCGCGACUUUAUCGACAACGACCCUGCCCGGACCAUCGCCGGCGUGACGCUCGACAUCCAGAACACGGGUAUCACCUUCCAACCCGGAGAUCGCCUGGCCGUCAUGCCGCUCAACAGCUGGGAGGAGUGCGCUCGGGUGGCCGCGGCGCUCGGCCUUGACGCCCUACUAGACGCGCCCGUGAAGCUGGACUCUAAAUGGACGCGGUUCUCAAAGCACAUCGAGUCCGUUUCACGAUCCGGCCCGGCGCCGGACCUGACUGUUAAGGACAUUCUCCGCCGCGGCCACUUGGCACCGCUGACGCAAGAGCUCGUGCUCAAGAUUCACUCCAUGCUGCGCGCCUCGUCCAGCACCAUCCUGCAGGUCCUUGCGACGGACGAGUGGCCGGUCAGGGGCUCCCUGGGCGACCUUCUGCAGUCGGCCGUGCUCGACACCCCUUCGAGCGUCUGGGACCAGGCCUUCGACCUGCAAGGGGACCUGGCCUGGCUUGGCGAGCUCGUUCCCGUGGACGUGCCUAGGACCUACUCCAUCUCCAGCUUCCCCGACGAGCUCCUCCCCAGCACCGUCGACCUGACGGUGUCGCGCUCCGAGUACCAGCUCUGCUCGACGUUUGCCGGCAAGGACCGCGUCGCCAGGUCCGGCGUCAGCAGCGGCUUCCUCAACCCGGCCGUGUCGUCGCACGACGAGAUGAUGCCGAUAGACGAGGACGUCAUGAUCGGCGUCUCGCGGCCCGUGGCCUUCCAGCUGCCGCUCAACGGCGCGGCCCCCUGCGCCUUCUUCGCGGGCGGCAGCGGCAUCGCGCCCUUCCGCAGCUUCUGGCAGGCCCGCGUCGGGACCGGGACCGUGGGGCGCAACAUCCUGUACCUGGGCGUGCAGUCGCGCGACAAGUUCUGCUACGAGAACGAGCUGCGCCAGCACGUCGGCGCCGGCCACAUGGAGGUGCACCUCGCCUUCUCGCGCGACUCCCGCGGGCUGGUGUUUGACCCCUCCAGCCGGGACCUGAUCGAGCGCAAGGUCACGCCGCGCUACAUCGACGCCUUGAUCGUCGAGCAGGGCGCCACUGUUUGCGACAUGGUCAUGAGCAAGAAGCAAGGUGGGCUCGGCGGCUAUCUCUACGUCUGCGGCUCUGUUUCUGUGUUUGAGUCUGUCAUGAGCGGCAUCAAGAAGGCCAUCUACAAUGGUCGGACAGCCACCAUGGAGUCGGCCGACGUCAUCGUCAACACGGCCUUUGCCGAGCGCCGCUUCAUGCUCGACGUCUUCAUGACACCCAAGCCGCUGCCCUGCAACCUCCCAACCAUCCCCAUGUCUCAGCUGGCCCUCAACACCGGCCACAGGCCUGGAGGGCGCAUGUGGAUCGGGGUGCACGGCAAAGCGUACGACGUAACCGACUUCUGUCCCAUGCACCCGGGCGGCACGCUCAUCAUCAAAUCAAACGCCGGCGUCGACUGCUCCAAGUCGUUCGACAACCUUGCGCACACCAACAACCCCGAGGUCAGCAGUUUGUUGACCAAAUAUUUUGUCGGCCACCUGACGCCCAAGCCAGCCUUCCACGGCAACGACGAGCUGGGCGGGCUCUACGACCUCUGGGCCGACUAUCUGCGCACGAGCGUCGAGACCUUGGUGGCCCAAAACUUCGAGAUAAACCUGAUUGUGGGCGAGAAGAUGGACUCGCCCAUCGACCCCAGCAUGGUCUGGUUCCAGGGUAACAUGUUCUCCAUGAAGGGGGUGCGGAUGUUUUACAAGCAUCAAUCUAGGCUGCUGCAGAGCGGCUUCUCGGCCCUGUUCGGUCCCAAAUUUCAAGAGCUGGUGCUGAAGCUGUCCUUCAGCCUCGCCAAUGCCGCCUCUGCCGGCGCCUCGCCACGGCUCCCAGACGUCCUCGGCGUCAUCGCGCGCGCAAAGACAUCCACGGAGGCCGUGACGACGUCCAAGGAGAUCUCAGCCAUCGGGCGCUUCAUCAGCCACAGCGAGGACGCGCGCUUCCACGAGCAGGGCAUCAUACACUACGCCACCCAGGCCAUCGAGCUGGACAUGGGCCUGCUCGAGGACAUCCGCAUGGAGGCCUGCCACGGCAUGGAUGCCUUCGACGCCCUGUCCGCGCUCAAUGGUGACGAACUGGAGCCGGUCGCGGCGCUGGCAACGUUCCUGAUGCAGGUGCUGGAGCGCAUGGCGAAGCGUCUCGAGAUCUUCUAUGACAAGCUCGCGCAGCUCUCGGUGUACCGGCCCGAGAUCGAGCGGAACCCGGCCCGGACGCGCUGGCACCUCGUGCGGCAGCGCGUGCGCGACGGGUCCUUCUUCAUGCUCACACAGAGCAUGUCGGUGGCCGCGCCGCCGUCCUUCCAGCCGCGGAAGCAGCCGACGGUCGACUUUGACCACAUCGUCAGCCAGGUCCGGCACACUCUGGCCGUGAACCCGGCGCCCAUGAAUGUAAAAAACAGCCAGAAUAUGCACCGCCAACCGCAACCGCAACCACACCACCGCUUCGCAGCAGCACCCGCGCCCGCCCAGCCGGCAACGACGCCGACCCUCAACUCGAUGCACCACUCGCGGACGCAAGCACCGCCCAACGGCGCCUCUGCCUUCGAGAGCUACGAGAACGGCAGCGCGCUCAACCGCAUGAGCACCUUUAUGGACCGCAACGUGCGCGCCAUCCGCCGCCUGUCGCGCGCCCCCGCGGCGGUUCCCGCCUUUGCGGCCCCGCCUCCCAUCCCCGGCAUGAUCGCGUACGGCGGCGAGGACGACGGCAGCCACGUGCAGCAGAUGCUGCACCAGAACCUGCCGUACCAGACCCAGAUCCCGACGCCGCCGUCAAGCCGCAGCUCCAGCUCGGCGGCGCUGGACCGCGCGUGCAUGGCGUCGCCCGAGCUGCAGCUGCAACACCUAAUGUACGGCGCGGGGCCGUCGGCCGGCAGCCCGCUGGCGGAGAGGCGGGCGUCGCCGCCCAUGAGCGGCGCGAGCGCCAUGGCGGCCAUGAUGGGCAAGAUGAACGUGCGUGGGCGCGUCGGCGGGGGCGGAGGCGGUGGCAGCCCCAACGGCAGCAGCAGUCGGAAUAACAGCCCUGCUAGUGCUGGCGGUGGUCCUUUCGGCCGUGCAAACUCGUAUGCAGGGCUACCGGCGGGGCAGCACUUCCGCAAUCCUUCCAUGAGUGCGGUCCCGGUUGGCGGCGGCGAUGCCGGCACGAGAGUGGGCAGGCCGCGGACGGCGACGAGUACGAGUAGCGGCGGCUCGCUGAGGGCCUUCAAGCUGGCCGGCGUGGUGGCUGGACAGAAUCAGGCGAGGACGCAGACGGUGCCGCCGACGUUUUAGGAGACUAGGUGACGCAGGCGGGAGGUUAGUGAUGUAAGAUGGAAGGGAUAGGCAUAUAUGUAGCGAGGACUUUGCUUUGGUUAGAAUGUCCGAUUAGGUAUCUAGAGAGGGGAUCAAUCU